This is a messenger RNA of Ostreobium quekettii, 2862 nucleotides long. The record is from the annotation of a GenBank genome assembly. Lineage: Eukaryota; Viridiplantae; Chlorophyta; Ulvophyceae; Bryopsidales; Ostreobiaceae.
AUGGAGGGCGGGGCGCGGCGCCAGCCCGGUAAGCCCUACGCCUGGGUGGCGCUGGUCAUGGGCCUGGACCUGUCAUACGUGGGUGCGGCCCUUGUGCUGGCGUCCUCUCUCAAGCGGCGCAGCAGCGCUGCUGAGGUGGUGGUGAUGGUUACUCCGGACGUGCCCCAAUCGGCACGGGGGGUGCUGGGUCGCGUGGCGGACGCCGUGGUGGAGGUGCCCUACCUGGAGACGCUGGCGCUGCAGAAGUACUCCGAGCGGUUCGACAAGAUGUAUAACUACUGGCUGGACAAGUGCUUCACCAAGUUCGCGAUGUUCGGGCUGACGGAGUACAAGAAGGUGGCGUUCCUGGACGCGGACAUGCUGGCCGUGGAGGACCCCGACGCGCUGUUCGACUGCCCGGCGCCCGCCGGCAUCUGCUCGUCGGUGAGGGAGGUCCGAGAGAACGAGCGGAUGCACGGGCAGAAGCUCCCGAGGACGAUCGUGGAGGAGAGCCUGAAGAACGGGCAGGGACGGUACGGCGUGCGCGGCUGCCUGCUCGUCAUGGAGCCCUGCGAGGCGACGCUGGCGCGGAUCCGGGCAAAGGUGGAGGCGCGGGAGCAUUACGGCUCGGUGGAGUCCAUGGUAGGUCCGGACGAGCUGCUCAUCACGCGGUACUUCAUCAACGAGUGGAGCCACAUACACGCCAAGUACGGCUGGGUGUCCUGGGCGGACCGGGAGGAGCUGGGCGUGGCGCCGGUGUUCCUGCACUACGUCAGCCAGAAGCCGUGGGACGAGGGGGAGGACUGGGACGACUUCGAGUACUGGAAGCGCGAGGCGCGGGAGGUGGUCAAGGAGGUGCCCGGCAGCUUGGGCUAUUUCGGUCGCCUCAUGGAUGAGAUAGGGUCCCAAGCGGGUGUGGAGGUCACUGACGAGAUGCGCAAGCAGGCUAGGGAGAUCAAGGAAAGUGCCAAUUUGGCAAAGGCCAAGGCCAAGGCUAUGCGAGAAAAUCGUGCCUCCCGGUUGAAUAUUGACCUUACCUCCAACACUCCAAGAGUCACACCCAGAAGUGCUAGGAUCACCACAGGGCGGCAGGUGCCACCGCUGAGUCCGUCGUCGCGCUUGAGCCCUGGACCAGGGGGCUUGAGUUCAAUGCAGAAAGCCAACGGCCAGAGCGCAGGACGGUGGCGUAAUCAAAGUCCCACAGCUGUCACCCGGUCUGCGGCAGUUCCAGAAGUAGCCCAGAAGUCAGAUGUGUCUGAAACGGAAGUUAAGCCUGCGCCGCCCUUGCAGAGUAAGUCUGGUGGCAAGGUGACCAAGGCAUCUGCCAACAUCCUGGUGGUGGAUGGGUUCAAGCGGCCAUAUCCAUCAAAGCCACGGCCUGACAAGGCUCCUGGCACUCCUGGGGCUCCUGCCACUUCCAAAGAAUCGUCAGCUACGGCCUCAGCUGCCAGACCCAGCACUGUGCCAAAGUUGAACUUGGCCAUCGUCAAGACAGAUCCAAAGGCGCCCCCAGCAAAGAAGAGUGCAGAGGGCUCUGACCAUGGGGGCGAUGGAGAUCCUGGGACGUGGCAGGGGAUGCACUGGCACAAGAAACGAGGAAACGAGCUGCCCAAUAGUGUGAGGAGUGCUGCUGACGAAAUGGACAGUUGGAGGCAUGGUGGACCAGCCCAGGUCCAGGCAGCAGGUCCUCUGAGCGCCCGACCGUGGAUGGGAGGUCAGGAGACAAGACUUGCGGUAACGCCACCGGCAACAGCCCGACCAUACAUCGGUGUGCAGGAGUCCGGAGACCCUGCAAGCCCCCACGGCAGUGCUGGCCCCUGGGUUGCUGGGCAAGAAACCCGCCCCCCAACAACACCACCUGGCAGCGCUCGGGUGGUUCAGCGGUCAGCGCGCUAUGAGCGAUGGGAUGCCCCCAGGAGUUCGCGUGCUGAUAUGGCCUCCAACUGGCGAUCAACGCCCAGAGGGAGCAGCGGAGAGCAAGGCCAAGAUCGAAGCGAGUCUCCUGCUCGAGGUUGGGGUGGCCGUACCCUUGGAUCAGGCGACCCAGGUGCACCACCAUACUCCAGCAGGCCUGCCUCAACGACUCAAGCUCCGAGUGGAGAGACGCCGGUGCUGCAGCAGGGAGCAAGGGCCCUCAACAGAAAGUUCAUGAGUGCCGGAAACCUGGACGUGCCACCUGGAAUGCUGGGCAUGGACAGGAGCACUUUUCAUUCUUCCUCUCUGGAAGCAGUUCGAUCUGCUGGUUUGUCUAUGGACGCGGCAGCUGUGCGGGGCAGCCUGCAGAAUGGCGCUUCGGAGAACAUCAUUGCGCUUCUUGGCAAGCAGGGCACAGAUGGUUGGGCAAACAGAAUGCUGUCGUUGGAGCAGCAACAGCGGCAGCAGCAGCAGCAGCAGCAGCAGCAGAGGCGGGGUAUGGUUGGAGGUGGGGUGGCCCCCGUUGGGGGAGAUGUCCUGGGAAUGGGGAAUGGCCUUGGUCUUGGUUCAAUGCCGCUGUCUGCCAGCCAGCCGAUGUAUGGGCACUCGUUAGUGCACCCGAAUUAUUCUGGUGCGCAUGGAUACGGCAUGCUGGGCGACUCAGCGCUUCGUUUGGAGUCCGUCCUGGCGAGUGGGGCCCAUAGGAACGGCAUGGAAGAUGCCAUGUUUGGUCAGGAUGGUGGGCAGCAGUGGUGGUGUGGACCUCAGCAACGCACGCAAGGAGAAGGAAAACUUGGUGGUCGGGGAUUUGGUGGCUUGGAGCACGACGCCCUGCUGCAAGUCGCUCAGUUGAAUUUGAGCGGAGGGGAUGCGGGUCGGGGUGGAGGCAGGGGGGCCAGACCUGGCACGUGGGGCCAGGGUCCUGAGGUGGCUAGAUCGGGUGCUGGGGGCACCUAUUACUGGUCAUGA